AUCUUUUUUUUAAAUGUAAAACUGAAAAAAUAACAGCAAAGACAAUGCUGCCGCUACAUCUCAACUUCCUUCAUGCUUUUCUUUAUUUUUUUAUUAUUAACAUGUUUAGUAUGGUGAUGCUAAGUUGAAUAUUGUAUGUAGCAAAAUUUACAUGUUUCAGAAAUUAUAUUAGACCAUACACUGAAAAAACAUUUUUUAAUUUAGUCUUAUUUGUUUUUGACAUUCCCGAGCUCUGAAUGGAAAACCUAUAAUGCAAUUAUUUCUCUUACAGAGGUACAAUUUACAUAAGUACAACAUAAUAUUUUGUUAAAUUUUUUAAAUAACAUUAACUGAUUAGUUAUAUUACCUCUUCAAAUCUUAGAAAGAUAUAUUACAGUCAAUGUGUUCCAGUAAUUUAUACACAAUUCUUUUUACCCUCAAUAUUUAUGUACUGCAUAAGUUGGGGUUAAGCCUUAGGUAAUUUUAUUAAUAACGCAAACGAUUGGUACCCUUGCGUGUGAACGGACGUACGACUUGUCGUAGAAACAUUGCACUUGACAUCUCAUGGUUCUGAACCAGGCUAAUUUUUUUAAGAAUGUUUUGCUUUAGUAUUCCGAAGCCGUUUUUACGUGUCUAAUGGGAUGCAUCAGCAGUACAAAAAAAUUAGGCGAUUUAAAAAGCGAAAACUUUUUUCGUGCUGUGAGACUUCACUCGGAAGUGGCAGAUCAAGGACGCUCAGGAUAUCUGGAAUUAACACCAAGGGAACUUAUUUUUCGUACCGGGUCUAAUCAACGUGUUGUAUGGGCUUUGCAACAUCUACGCAGAUAUGGGCUUAAUGGCGAUGUAUUUUCUUUUGAAGCUGGGCGUCGCUGUAUGACAGGCCCUGGCAUUUAUACUUUUCGUUGUCAACGGGCGGAACAAUUGUAUCAUAUAUUUCAAACUUAUAUAAAUGCAGUUUCCCUUGUGACAGAUGAUGCAUUUACAUUUAGCGAACGGGAGCGUGAUCAUCCAUCACAUACAGUGGGUCGACCAGAAAAUGUUCAAAAUGCAAAUAACUAUUUGGAACCUGCACCAUUAGUAAGUACAGGAGCUGCAGUCUCGGUUCUACAGCGUUCGCGAGUGCUUCGGGAUUCAUUCAGCAGUAGUCCUCUAAGUUUGGACUCACCAGAUUCAGUUCCAAGUUUAUCAUUUGCCACAAGCGAAGUAGUUCAUAUUCAAAGUCCACGUUUUCCUUCUGGUCUCGGUAUGUAUGUGAAUACCCCGAAUACAUCUAUGUCCAUCGCCAAUAGCAAUGUGUACUCGGAAUAUCCUUUGCCGUCGCACGUAGAGCACAACAAUAAUUUAUCAAACGCGUCCAAUGGUGUAUUUAAUACUUUAGUUCGAAAAAAUUUGGUGAAGCACUCUUCUCUAGAUAUUCCACCAGAUGAAUUUGCGCCUAUGCUGACACCACCAUCGGAUGCAUUACACAUGUAUGCCAAUGUUGAUAGCUGUUCACUUGCGGCCAAUAAUUUUGGUUUUGGUGGCAAAGCAGUAAUGCGUAAUAUGAUACGCGAUCAAGAGCGCUGUUAUGAAAAUCUAAACCGUGAAGAGAUGAAGUUGAUCCUACCAAAGCAAAAUUUGCCGUCUUCAACGCCCGGAAGGAGUCAUAGUGGAAUAGAUAUUCCCUGUGAUCCACAAUUAAGGCAAACGAAAUCAGCAGGAACAAAAGCAGUCAAUUAUAUUGUUCUUGAUUUAGACCAACCUCGAAGUCCGACACAAUGUUCACCCAAACUACAAGUUGGAAGUGGUCUUUCUUUAACUGCCGUUGAUGGCGCUGAUGGAAGUAUGAAAUCUGGUUCAAAAACAGAAUCACUUACUGAUUCAACACAUACUAGUCUAACUUCAACGACUAAUCCAAUGGCUGUUACGACAGCAACGAUUACAAAUGUGACAAAUACAACGAAACAAAAUAGUGGUAGUGUUGAGCAAUUGGAAAAGAAAGAAGAAUCUACACUUGGUUACUCGACUAUAGAUUUUAUAAAGACUUGUGCACUUAUUAAAUCAUCGACUCACGGUGCAGAUUUUGAUGCGGAACCAGGCAAUGAAGAAAGCAGAAUCACCCGACAUAGUAAAUGUGUGCGAAAAGCUUACUCUAUUAGUGAAUAGGAAAAAUUGGUACUUUCUCAGCGCUUUAAUAUUGCGAGAACACGUUUCCUGAUUUAAAAAGUACAGUGUACCAGCAUUUAGUACAACAAUAUAGUUAUAAGAGACCUAAUAUUGAUUUGGACUUCGUUUAGAGAUUAUUAAUAUACAUGUGUAUGCCGGCACCGAGUGUCAUGUUUAUAACAUAAAGAGCAGAUAUAAAGGUGUACUGGACGCAUAUUUUUUUAUUAAUGUACAUACAUAUAUACCAUAAAAUGUUUAAAUGGAUAUCUUGAUUUAUUAAAUUUUUCAACACACAAUAUUAUGGUAUUGAUGCAAUUGAUUUUUUAUAUUAUGUAUCUAUUUAUAGUGUUUAAAAACUUUAUUAUGUACUUAAGCCCAAUUUUGUUAUAUUUUUCAUAAACUUUUGAAAAAUUUGUACUUAAAUUGUUUAUUUCCGUAUUGUUUUCAUUUAUUACAAAUAGUGCAGCUAUAUACAUGUGUAUAUUUAAAAGCUGUGUUUUAUUAGUUGUAGUAGCAAAAAUGCCAAAGUACUCAUAAAAUACAUUAAAAUUUAUCAUAAAUUUGUUAUGGAUGUAUUUAUACUGCGGAGAGAAAUACAUUUGUAAAAACAGUGAAUGUAUAUGGAUAUCAUUGAAUGUAUUUAAGAAAAAAUCUAUAAUAAAUUGUAAUUUAAAAUAAA
Messenger RNA from Bactrocera oleae (olive fruit fly), 2803 nucleotides. RefSeq lists its product as uncharacterized. Gene Ontology annotation, cellular component: cytoplasm. The record is from RefSeq and is a predicted model, not a curated record. Gene Ontology annotation, biological process: fibroblast growth factor receptor signaling pathway. NCBI's taxonomy places the organism in Eukaryota, Metazoa, Arthropoda, Insecta, Diptera, Tephritidae. Gene Ontology annotation, molecular function: transmembrane receptor protein tyrosine kinase adaptor activity; fibroblast growth factor receptor binding.